This is a messenger RNA of Xenopus laevis (African clawed frog), 8193 nucleotides long. RefSeq names its product transcriptional regulator ATRX-like (gene atrx.S). NCBI's taxonomy places the organism in Eukaryota, Metazoa, Chordata, Amphibia, Anura, Pipidae. The record is from RefSeq and is a predicted model, not a curated record.
UUUCCACUAUCCAAUGGGUAAAGCGGGAAGGAGGUGGGGAAGGAAGAGCGUCUAUGCUCUCCCUCUCAACCCCCCCCCCUCAAGAUGGCGUUCACUGCUUUGUUUCUAGUUCUUUGCGGAGUAAUGGAUGUUUGAGCAGGGGGAAGAGAGAGAGUAACCUGGGACGGCUGCCUUGUGCGUUUCGGGGUAAGGCAGACACAAAAACGAGAGGCUACACGGCCAUCUAAACUCGUUUGCAAAACGACGGGUUAGCUGCCUCGUGUGAGGAGCUUCUUCUCACCUCUGUAUCUCCACUGUCCGUCCUGCAUUCUGCCCGGGGAAUGGCAAAACGCCGGUGAGAGCGGCCGAACGGCGGGUCAAGGGCUGUAAGAGAGAUGACAGCGGAGUCCAAGAGUGAAAGCAAGUUAAAUACAUUGGUGCAGAAGCUUCAUGAAUUUCUUGCUCACUCAUCAGAAGAAUCUGAGGACACACCUAGACAGUCUAUUAGCAGACGUGCAGCUAAAGUCAAGUCUGUAAAUCGACUGCAUCCAAUGGAAAACAACAUGGAUGAGGGAAGUACUUCUGAAAAGUUUAAUUCCUUGGGAUCAUCUCGUUCAAAAAGGAAACCGUCAUUUGUGCAAAAAUAUGUUGGGUCAGACGAAGAGAUGGUGCCAGAUAAAGCUGUCAAUAUAGACGGGUCUAAUGAGAAUUCAGAAAAUGAAGUCAAUAUGGAAAGCUUACCCAUAGGCACAGUGGUUGUACAACCAGAACCAGUCUUAAAUGAAGACAAAGAUGAUUUUAAAGGACCAGAGUUUCGGAUCAGAAACAAACCUAAACCAGGUACACCUUUGCCUAAGAAACGCACAGAGGAUGGCCUUCAUGGGAUUGUUAACUGUACAGCCUGUGGCCAACAAGUAAAUCAUUUUCAGAAGGAUUCAAUUUAUCGGCAUCCUGCUUUGAAAGUGCUUAUAUGUAAGACAUGCUAUAAAUAUUACAUGAGUGAUGAAAUAAACCGGGAUGCAGAUGGAAUGGAUGAACAGUGCAGAUGGUGUGCUGAAGGAGGAAACUUGAUUUGUUGUGAUUACUGUCAUAAUGCCUUUUGUAAGAAGUGCAUUCAACGAAAUUUGGGCAGAAAGGAGUUGUCUGCUAUCAUGGAUGAAGAUAGCAAAUGGGAGUGCUAUGUUUGUCGACCAGAACCUUUACUGGACUCUGUAGCUGCAUGUGACAGCGUGUUCGAAAAUUUAGAGCAAUUGUUACAGCAAAAUAAGAAGAAAAUGAAAGUGGACAAUGAAAAAAACAAAUCAAAUGAGCACUCCCAAAAUCAUUCAGAUAAAAAUAAUUCAAGCUGUAAUGGACAGGUCAAAAAUAUAGGUGAUGCACAUGCUGGUACUUUAACAUAUUCUUAUAGAGCACUUAUGGUGCCAAAGGAAAUGCUCAAAAAGGCAAAAAGACUUAUAGAGACAACAACUAGCCUGAAUGCAAGUUUUGUAAAGUUUAUGAAACAGGGAACUGAAAAUAAUGAAAUGAACCCUGAUGAAAAGUUACGACAGUUGAAGGCAUUUAAAUCUGUCCUGAGUGACCUAAAGAAAGCCCAUCAGGCUUUGGAGGAAACUUUAAUGGAAGAGGUUAGUUCAGUUGAGGAGCAAAAGAAAUCUAAGAAAAGCAGAGAGACCCCAGAUGAGACUACACAUGCAAAGGAGAAGAAACUUAGCGAAGAAAAGCACAAAGCACAAAAGAAAAUAGCUGCACAUGAAAAAAGAAAACCUUCAGAUUCUGACAAUAAGCAUAGAGAUCCUGACAUGAAUGCCUUUUACGAUACAGAGCAGGCUGAAGAAGUUAGGAACAAAAAUGGCAAAAGUUCAGAUCUCACUGAGGAGCAUAUAAAGAAAAGUGAACCAUUGUCUCCUGCUGACAUUACCCAGGUUUUGACAAUAAAUACACAGGAUACAGAUAAUAAUGUCAACAUGGAGGACACAGAUGAAAAUAUUGAAGGGGAAAGUGAAAAAGAGGCAGCUGAGAGUGAUAAAGGUAAGCAAAAAUCACAAAAAAAGAAGCACAAGAGUAUGCUCGACAAACCUAGGGAAGACUCACCUGGGAGCAGCAAGAAGAGUAUUCGUUUACCUAUGAAAGAAUGUGAUUCUCCUCUGCCUGAAAAAACCAAAGAGAAAAUAAUGGGCAAUCGGUGCACAGAGGCUCUUAAAUCUGGGAAAUCGUGCACACCACAAAAAAAAAACAAAAAUGCAGAGGCAACAUUUGAACCCAAUUCCACUGAAGCUCUUGACAUGGACAUUGUUUCAGUUCCAUCUUCUGUUCCAGAGGAUAUAUUCGAUAGCUUAGAUUUAUCUAUAGAGCAGCAAAAUUCUUUGCAAGAUUCUGUAACAGGUACGACAGUGAGCACAUCUGUAAAGUUCAAGGAAGUUCGAAAAGAACUUAAGCCACUGGUCAAGAAGCAGUUGGUUGUGCAGCUGACACCAGUGUCUCUGUCCAGUUCUCCUUUGAAAGCAGACAACAGUAAUUCAUGCAAAUCUCCAAAGAAUGGAAAUGGUAGUGAUGCUGAAAUGGAGGCUCCGAAUCAAAACAACACUUCAUGUGAUGAAGUCCUUGAGAACACCUCAGAGAAUGACCUAGAGGAAUGUGCUCUCAGGAGAUCACCUCGUGUAAAAACUACACCAAGGAGGCGACAAACUGCUGCAAAUUCUGCAACCUCAAAUACAGAAGAAGAGAGCAAUGAUACAGACAAAGAGAAAAACGGUAAAAUGGCAGCAUGUUCUAAAGAAAAACAAAUUUCUAAAGCAAAGCAUAGCCCAGCAGACAGUGGGGAAAGCCCAAAAGCAAAGUGGUCAUUAGCCAAGAAGAUGAAGACACAAAAGAAUAAAAGCACUUCUGAUUCAGAUGAUGUUCCAGGGGUACUUAAAAAUGCAGCCCUUAUGAGUAAAAGCUCCUCAGAAUUUGAUAGCAGUAAUGAGGCAAACAAUGGUAAAAAGUCUUCUAAUCAUGUAGAAAAAGCAACAAAAGGUGAUGGUAAGAGGAAAAGAAGUACCUCAAGUUCUGGUUCUGAACUAACCAAAAGGACAACUAGAAACUCAACAGCUACCAAAAAGCAACGUUGGGACCAUUCCGACACUUCAAAUUCUGAGCUAGAGAGAGAAUUAAAAAAACUUUGUAAAAAAGAUGCAAUCAACAAGGGCUCAAAGCAGAAAUUCAAGAAAAAGGAAGAAAGCAUCGAAUCAUCUGAUGAAAAGCAUCAAAGUAGAUCACAGAAAGCCAAAAUAUCCAAAAGAGAGAGAACACCUGCUUCUAAUAAGAAGGAAUCCUCAUCCGACCUUUCUGAAGAGGAGCAAGAAAAUAGCCACAAUUCAGAUGAAGACAGUGAUGAACAAAAGAUCAAACCUUUGGUGGAAAAUGAAGUUGUAUCUGCCACAGGAUUUGUUCAAUCAUCAGGCGAUGAAGCACGUACAAUAUGUGGGGCAGCUUCUGCUGAGAAUGAUGAUGAUGACGAUGAUGACCCUGAGAAUAGGUAUGAUUCCAUCCAUAUGGACAUAAAAAAGAUUAUAACACACCCUAAGCGUGGGCCCAAAGCAGAGCAUCGGAAGAGCAAGCAGGUUGUACAAACCCGGACUUCCUGCCUUGUAAAGACUCGAUCCCAGGCUGCUCGCAAGUUUGAACGAGUGGCCAUCAAAACAAGGCCAAAAAACCGAAAGUCAAUGAGAAAGAUUGCCAAGAAAAUGCUUCUGGAAGAAAUCAAAGCCAAUCUAUCUUCAGAUGAUACUGAAGAGCCAUUCUCUGAUGAAGAGCCAGAAGAAGGCAAAAAAAUCAGUGGCAAAGAAAACCGAAGCAAUCCAAGUGAUGAUGACAGUUCAGAUUCAGACUCUGAUUCUGAAUCUAAAAAAAUAAAAUAUAGACACCACCUUUUGAGUCACAAGAUAAGUUUGAGUGAUGGAAAGUCUGGAGAAGAGAGAGCAAAAAAAGAUAAAGCUAAGAACUCAAAGAAUGGGAAGCAUCGAAACAGACGGAAAGGAGCAGUGACGAAUCAGCCUCUUGACUCCAAAAAGUCAUCUGGGGUUAGUGAGGAAAUUUCAGAGUGUGAUGAUUCAGAUGAUCAGCGACCCAGAACAAGGUCUUUCACUGAGCACAUCAUUAAUGACGUAGUGCUCAUUGCUGAGCAGCACAAGGACAUGAGCAUCACAAGCAAGGGCUGGCUGUGGGGCGUGUUGAUAGACGUCAAUGAUGACUGUGUCCUCAAGGCUGCCUCGGGCAGCAAGGAGGAAGCUGCCUGCAAAAUGUGUGACGUCACCAGAGUCCAACAUUGCAGUAUCCACAGAGCACCGUUGCUUCUUCUAGACACCAGGGAGACAACUUUCAAUGCAUUCAGGCUGCAAAGAAAGAAUCCGAAAAGGGGCCAGCGCAGCUACAAGCAGAAGAAAAAGAGAAGGCGAAUUAAAGUCCAAGAUGACGCCAGUGAUAGCAAGGUACCUACUUCCAAAGUGGGGAGGAUCAAAAGAAAACUCCGUUAUUACACUGAAAUAGUUCCAGUAUUCAAAACUUUUGCAUCCCCACUGAGGGGAAGGUAUUUCACGGGAAAUAAAGAGUGGAGGGAUGGCAUCAUUCUCCAACUUCAGCACUGUGCUCUGAGUAAUCAUGGUAGUUCAGAGAAUGGAGACCAAGAUGAGGACUCAGACUCCAAAUCACCUGGAAAGGGCAGGAAGAAGAUAAGAAAGAUUAUCAAAAAUGACAAGUUGCGAACAGAAACUCGGAAUGCCUUGAAAGAGGAAGAGGAGAGAAGGAAGAGUAUAGCAGAGAGAGAGCAAGAACGAGAGAAACUAAGAGAGGUCAUUGAUAUUGGAGAUGCAUCAACUGUGAAGUGUCCAGUCACCACUAAACUAGUGUUUGAUGAAGAUGAAGAAACAAAAGAGCCUUUGUUGCAGGUUCACAGUACCAUGGUUACAAAGCUGAAACCACAUCAGGUAGACGGUGUUCAGUUCAUGUGGGUGGAGUCUGUAAAAAAGACCAAAAAGAACUCUGGUUCUGGCUGUAUAUUGGCUCAUUGUAUGGGUCUCGGCAAGACUUUGAAGGUUGUGACUUUCCUACACACUGUUCUUUUGUCUGACAAGUUGGAUUUUAGCACUGCACUUGUGGUGUGUCCAUUAAACACUGUUUUGAAUUGGCUCAAUGAAUUUGAAAAGUGGCAGGAUGGCAUGGACGAUGAAGAAAACUGGAGGUUUGCACUUUAUGUCAACCACCAGGUCGCUGAACUUGCUACAGUGAAGCGUCCUCAGGAAAGCUCUUACAUGAUGCAACAUUGGCAUCAAGAGGGAGGAAUCUUAAUAAUUGGCUAUGAGCUGUACCGAAACCUCACCCAAGGGAGGAAUGUGAAGAGCAAGAACGUGAAAGAGAUUUUUCAUAAGACUCUUGUGGAUCCAAGACCAGACUUAGUUAUAUGUGAUGAAGGGCACAUCCUCAAAAAUGAAAUGUCAGCCAUUUCCAAGGCCAUGAACUCCAUAAAGACAAAAAGAAGGAUAAUACUUACAGGAACCCCAUUGCAAAAUGAUCUUGUAGAGUAUCACUGCAUGGUUAACUUUAUCAAGGAAAACCUACUUGGUUCCGUUAAGGAGUUUAGAAAUCGUUUCAUCAAUCCUAUCCAGAACGGACAGUGUGCUGACUCUACCCUAGUUGAUGUCAGAGUGAUGAAAAAGAGAGCUCACAUCUUGUAUGAAAUGUUAGCUGGUUGUGUUCAGGUGUGUAUAUUUCAGAAAAGAGGUUACUUUGAUGAAGACAGCAUGGAAGGGUUCAUAGCCUCUGACUCUAAGGAAUCCUCUAUGAGUCUAAGUUCUGAGGAAGAAGUUAAUAAAAAGAAACCAAAGUGUAAAGGCAAACAGGAGAACAGCUCAAGCGAAGAAGAAAGUGACUAUGAUGUUGAAGUUAUCAAGGUGUGGAAUUCCAGAUCCCGUGGGAGCAAAGGAAAAUAUAAUGAUGAAGAGGCCUUGAACAGCCCUGUAGCUCCUAAAGUUGAACAAGGCAAUGCUGCAUCCUCUUUCACACCUGGAAGCCCAGCCCCUGACUGGUACAAGGAUUUUCUUACUGAAGCGGAUGCAUCUCUGAUGGAGCAUUCUGGGAAAGUAAUGCUUCUGUUUGAGAUUUUGCGCAUGGCUGAGGUUUUGGGUGACAAAGUUUUAGUUUUCAGCCAGUCUCUUAUAUCUCUGGAUUUGAUAGAAGAUUUUCUGGAAUUGGCAAGUACAGAGAAAAAUGAAGAGAACACAUCUGAUAAGCCAGUAUUUUACAAAGGGGAUGGAAAGUGGUUUAGAAAUAUUGAUUACUACGAUGGCCAAACAUCCCCUCAAACACGUAAAAAUUGGGCUGAGGAGUUCAAUGAUAUUACCAAUACAAGGGGCCGUUUGUUCCUUAUUUCUACAAAAGCGGGUUCCCUGUGUAUUAAUCUCGUUGCUGCUAAUCGUGUGAUAAUCUUUGAUGCAUCAUGGAAUCCAUCAUAUGAUAUUCAGAGUAUCUUCAGGGUGUAUCGAUUUGGACAGAACAAGCCUGUGUUUGUCUACAGGUUUUUGGCCCAGGGCACCAUGGAAGAAAAGAUCUAUGACAUGCAGGUCACCAAACAUUCCCUGUCAUUUAGGGUUGUCGAUCAACAACAAAUAGAACGUCACUUUACAAUGAAUGAACUGACUGAAUUUUACACCUUUGAGCCUGAUCAGCUGGAAGACGCUAAUUCCGAAAAGAAGAAAAAACGAGAGACUCCCAUGCUGCCUAAGGACACUGUGCUGGCUGAGCUGCUACAAAUCAUGAAGGAGCAGAAAGUGACCUAUCAUGAGCAUGACUCUCUUCUGGAUCAUAAGGAAGAAGAGGCCCUUACAGUAGUCAAAGGGUUUUUAUGUUUAUUUAUGUUAAAAAGUGGUUUCCAAACUGAACAUGGGUUUUUCUGUCAGUUUUCUGAAGUGAGCAGAAAUGCAACAAUUAUUGCUCAAGUGAAUAUCAACUCACAAUCUCCGUACAUGCCGUUAAACCUAUCUAAUCAGCAACUUGAGGAUCUAAUAAAACAAGGCAGAGAGAAAGUGGUUGAAGCUACAAAUAACAUUGCAUCUGCAAGGAUUCAAGCCCUGGAAGACAUCAUCUCGACAGUGUGGAAGGAAAAUCCAACCGCCUCUGUUCAAUCACUUGCCCUAAGCAGGCAGUCAAACCAAGAACUGGAAAUAAAGAGACGUGAGGCCCUUUAUAACAACGUACUGACUAAGCAGCAAAUGUUGAUCAGCUGUGUGCAGCGAAUACUCAUGAGUCGCAGGUUACAGGAGCAGUACAACCAGCAACAGCAGCAGCAACAUAAUGUUUUUCAUCAGCAAGCAGCAGCGCUGAGUCGCCUGAUACAGAAAAAUCCAAAUAUUAUAAUAUCCCCUGCUGCUACUAACUUUGCUCAAAUUGACAUGAGAGGAAUGUACCAAGGUGGAAUUCAAGGUCAUCAGAUGCACGUAAUACACCAACUAUAAGUCCUGGACCUUCUCAAGGGAAAAAAAUGUGAUAUUGCACUAAAACCUUAUAGGAACUGCUUUUUUAAAUUUUUGUAUGUGUAGAAAUCUAAGGCUUACAAUAACUCGGCUGUAUUAAAAAAAAAAAGUUUGGUUUGUUCCCUUUAAUGCCAAACUGUACUCUGUGUAAGCUUCACAUUGUAUUUAAGUUUGUUGUAGUCCUCUGUUUAUGCUCAAGAAAUAGCAAGACUUGCCCCUCCGUGCAGAAGAAAAGUAAUGGAAACACAGCCUUCCGUAAUCAAAUCGGCUGCUUGAACCGGCACACACAUUGCUGCUUUUCUUUUUCCAUCACAGAAGCAACACUCUGGAUGUUUUUAUUAAUGUAUAUCCCACAAUCGGCAGCACAAAGCAGAUGCAGCAGUCAGAGGGAAACUGCUGUAGUGUAUAAGUUAUGCAAGCUUUACCUCUUAGGCAGCAGACAGCACAGUUUUCACGGAUUGAACGCAGUCGUACUAACGACAGUGUUUCCUUCCUUGCUGUCUCUGCUUUUGAAUUCCUUUGCUUCAUAACUACUGACUUACCUGUUGUAGAGUUAUUUCAAUCCAUUCUUGAAAUACAGAUACACAGUUCUUUUAAAGACGCAUGCACUUUUUUUUUUUUUUUGCUGCUUUAACAGUACCCCUUUCGCCUACUGGAUUCCAAAAAACGUUCUACUUUUUAAAAUUCCUUCGAAGUAUAGCUGGGGUGG